Molecule: messenger RNA, 1189 nt
Organism: Nymphaea colorata (pocket water lily)
Lineage: Eukaryota; Viridiplantae; Streptophyta; Magnoliopsida; Nymphaeales; Nymphaeaceae
Product: NAD(P)H dehydrogenase (quinone) FQR1-like
Exons: 4
Coding region: 218-859 (213 amino acids)
Molecular function (GO): NAD(P)H dehydrogenase (quinone) activity; FMN binding
Source: RefSeq, a predicted model, not a curated record
GAAAAGAAGGGGAUGAAUUUUGCUUAAUUCACCUGCUUUUCUCUGUAAGUUGAUUGAGAUAUGCUUCCUCUAGGAGCGGAAGGAGCUUCAGUUUGAGUUCUUCUUUUCAAGAUUUGGUUUGCGGGAUGGUUUGUUGAUUAUCUGAAUUGUUGUGAAUCCUGGAAUUUGCUGGAAUUCGGUCUGACUCUUUCGAAUUCUCCUUUCUGUCCUGUUUUUGAUGGAGGAAAACCGACGAGCUCUGAUGCUGAAUGCACCGUUCUUCUCCUCCAGGUACUAUUCUAUGUAUGGGCAUGUGGAAAGAUUGGCAGAAGAGAUAAAAAAGGGAGCCGAUUCAGUUUCAGGAGUGGAAGCUUUCUUGUGGCAGGUUCCAGAAACACUUCCCAAGGAAGUGCUUAUAAAAAUGAAUGUUCCUCCGAGAUCUGAAGUUCCAACUAUUCAACCACGUCAGCUAGUUGAGGCCGAUGCACUGAUAUUUGGAUUCCCCACCCGUUAUGGAAUGAUGGCAGCUCAGUUUAAAGCUUUUAUGGAUGCAACUGGAGGUUUGUGGAAAGAGCAAGCGCUCGCUGGGAAACCAGCAGGAUUAUUCUAUAGCACAGGAUCUCAGGGUGGUGGCCAGGAGACUACACCGUUAACAGCCAUUACCCAGUUGGUGCAUCAUGGACUGGUAUAUGUUCCCAUAGGCUACACAUUUGGGGCUGGAAUGUUCGAGAUGAAUGAAGUAAAGGGUGGAGGCCCUUAUGGAGCAGGAACAUUUGCUGGGGAUGGCACUCGCCAGCCAUCAGAACUGGAGUUACAACAAGCAUUUCAUCAGGGGAGGUACACUGCUCUAAUAGCCAAGAAAAUGAAUGGAGCUUCUUAGUCUACUCGAGUGAUGGUUCUGGAAAUGCCUUGGAAACAUUGUAUUCUUGGAAAACAUGAUCCAAGAACAUGACGUUCUUGUUUCAGGAAUCAGUGUUAAUAUGUCUAGCAUUUGAUUGUUGAAUUUAUGAAUAAUAUUCCCAAUCAGAUUUUCUUUUCUGAAACAAGGGCAGGGAGUUUUUGGAUGAUGUAUUCCAAAAACACUGUUCUUCUUAUCAAAAGGCCUCUUGCUUUUGUCACUCGUCAUGCUCAGAGAUAAUAAUGUAAAAAGUUGAUUGCUCAUGACAUUGAAUAGGAAUAGCUGAUGUAAUGACAGUCUCCAUGUUAGAGA